AACAGCGCUAUUAAAAUGCAACCGAGGCAAAGUAACUUAUCGAUCGGGGCAUCAUUAUGAAUGUGAACACUGUUAACAUCGGACUCCAGUCGAUAAGUCUCUGUUCACGGGUGAAUCAGUUCCUAAGUGAUCUAAAACACAAUAGAAUACAUCUUUCUGAGCGGGCCUCCCCUGAGGAUUGUUUCGUUUUGUGAAAAGUAGGUCACUACACAGCACACUUUAUCAAACGGUGCACUGACAAGUGGACAGAAAGCCCUGGAAAAAUAAAUAUUUGUAACCAAUUCUGACUAUGCAUCAAGGCCAACCUCAAGGGCACCAGGCUCCACCGUACCAACCUUACGGCGCCCCUCAGUAUGGACAGCCCUAUCAAACUCCACCGAGUUAUAACUACACUCAAGGUGGAUACGUUCCAGUCAUGUCCCAUCCAGUGUCGGAGCAGCCAGGGGGCGCACAGCCUAUGAAACCAGGCUAUGGACCACCCCAGGGCCAGCCUGCCUACGGACAGCCGCCUUACGGCCAACCACCCUACGGCGCUGGACAGCCCCCGUACGGACAGCCCAUGCCCGGUCAACCAGGCUUCAUGGCGGGAGCACCACCAGGACAAUUUGGUCCGCCUCCUCAGGUGUGGAUGCCUGCGAUACAGUCCGCCCCCAACUGUCCAAAAGGUUUAGAAUACUUGACCCAACUGGACCAGGUCUUGAUAAAACAAGAAGUACAUAUGCUGGAAGUCAUGCUCAACUGGGAGUGCAACAACAAGUACAAGAUAGUCAACAAUCAAGGACAACAGUGUUACUAUGCGUUCGAAAAAUCCAACGCAUGUGCAAGGCAGUUCUGUGGUGCCAGAAGAGGUUUUAAAAUUCAUGUAGCUGACAAUGCCAAAGAGAAAAUAUUCACAAUUAAAAGACCUUUCAAAUGUUUUGGUGGCUGUAACUGGUGUGCUGGCCUCAGGUGUGUACAAGACGAGGUCAGUGUGUACGGCAAGGACGGAACACAGUAUGGAUAUGUCAGACAGGCUUGUUCCUUCUGGAAACCCCAUUACACUGUUUUAGACCACAAUAAAGAUCCACAGUUUGAAAUCUGGGGACCUUGCUGUCCAUGCACUGUCUGUAACCAGAAUAUCGAAUUCCCGGUACGCAAGUUCGGAACAGAGACAGUGGUGGCCAAUAUAACAAAACAAUGGUCGGGCUUGUUUCAAGAGUACUUUACAGAUGCUGACAACUUUGGUAUUUCUUUUCCCAUGGAUCUCGAUGCCAAGAUGAAAGCAACUCUAAUGGGCUGCGUGUUCCUAAUUGACUUUAUGUACUUUGAGAACAACCAGCAGAAUCAGAAUCAUCAUCAUCAUUUUUAAAGGAAACAUGGACUGAAAACUAUUGAAACACAGACAUUUCAACAGAAUUUGCGACUGAAUAGACCUUGCAAAUAAACGCGCCUUACGAAUUAGUGUGACAUGUAUAAAAUGUGAAUAUAUUUACAUAACAUAUGCAAAACAUUAACAUAAACCAUUUUUAGGUAUUUCAUGUUUUUUUAUUUAUACAUAUUCCCUAAAAGACGCAGUCUUCGAUACUGGCGUUUAAGGUUAAAUGCAAACAAAUAAAUAAGAACAAUUACACUUGCCUGUUACGUGUGUCUGUUAAGGGAAAGUUCACCUUGACAUAACGGCCAUUUUGCCUAAGGCCAGGAUCAUCUCCAAAACCUACCCCUUUAUGUCCUCUCGAGGACCCGGUUUCAAAUUUCUGGGAACCAUCUUCUUUUUAAACAAAUGAUGCAUAAUUUUAUUUCAUUGUUGACAAGUCGAGUGUGUAUCACCGACAACACGCGAACAGAUGCGGAACAGUGCUAAGGCCAUUAAAGGGAACAGCUGUGGAGAUCGUAGUCUUCAUACAUAUGAAUAUUAAUGAUCUCUAUGCAGGAAAGAAGCAGAGACAGAAAGAGAGAAAUUGUGCCAUACAUACAGAGAAUAUACAUUAUGGCGAGCCAAAAAGAAAUAAAAGCAAGCCAAAAGAAAUAAAAGAGCCCUGGAAGAGAAAUUCAAUAAGAAAACUGAGAGCCUCAGUGGCAGGUUCUUAUAAAACAGACACAACCACUUAUCACAAAGGCUUUUAAAUUGAUCUAUGUAGAGAUGAUUCAGUGUUGAUUUAAAAUAUUUUUGUUGACCCUAGCCUUCUUAAUUUUACUGACACACACAUUUACAAAUAUAAAUGACAAGCACACACACAGUGACGAACACACAGCUUUGCUUUCUGUCAAUAUGCUACUAAAAAAGAAGAUGAAAAAAAUGUCAAAAAAUUAGAUAAUCCCUCCCCUCCCCCAAACAUGCAGCAUUGGGAGUCCUUCUGCCUUUCUAAUGACUUGGAUAAAGAAGAUGGGUCAGGAGCCAAGCCUAUCUAAGACAAAAAAGCGCCUUGGCUGAGGUUCUCAAGCAGCCUCAAACUUCGUGACUACUGAGAAACCCAAACUGUGUUUAUAAGAGUGCACCUCAGAAGUCCUCCCCUCACAACUAUUUCAAUAUCUGGCCUGUCUUGAACAAUGCAUGCUCUAAAGAAGACAGUUACAAGUUAGCAAAUGGAGUUUGUGUUAACACCAACUCAUAGGCGGCACCUGUGGGUCCGCUGUUGGCUAGGAGAUGCAUAUAUUUAUGUAAAAAACUUAUAUCCUGUAAUACAUUUGUAUACCCUAGUUAUUCUUUUACGUGUUAUUUAUUUGUUGUAAAUUUUCAUUCAUAUUAAUGUCAGCAUUUGAUGGGUUCCCAAAUUAUUGUAUCAUUAGAUACAUUUAAAAUUAAAAGUUUAUGUACACAUAUUUGUUGUACCUAAUUCAUGUUUAACUGUUACAUCUCUUUGAGGCUUUCUUCUCCUGAGGACCUGUUGAAGAAUCUCAGUUAGCUAUACCCUUUUAAAUUCAGUACUUGUAAAGACGUUGAAGAUGCCUCGUAUUAGCUUAGGGCUGAAGAGCUUAUUUGCAAAGGAUUUAAUUUCUUUCCUCAAGAAUGUGUAGCUUUAAUGUGUUGCUGCCAAAAAAUUUAUAUUGUAUUUAAAAAAAAGUUGUAGUGGCUACUCAAUACCCUCGUAUACAUUAUGCUAAAUAAAAUGAUUUAAUCGUUAAUUGGAAGGUGAACUCUGUGUAAUGCUUAAGGUUAGAAAACCAAUGACUAAUUUAUGUGUAUGUGUAAAGCUUAACUUCCACCAGGAUUCAAACCCAGCACCAUGGUUUGGAAGCCAAGCCCUUUACCGCUCGGUCACCGCGCCGUCAUCAAUUUAGGAGCAAUAUAUUUUUUUUAAUUGGAACAUUAAAUAUUUUAUUUAACUUCAGGAAUGCAUGAAUUAAUCUCAAAUACAUGUUUACUAAUUAGACCCUACCAAUGUCACUGUUAAUCCUCUGGUAUAGAAUUAGUUAUUUGACCUUUUUUUAUUCAAAAAGAAUAUGUUGAACAGUUCGUAGAUAAAAAUACUUAUCUCAAGUUGACCUCCAAUCUGAACACAAAGGCAACACCUUAUCUUAGACGGUAAUUUAAGUUAAAGACAGUAAUGAGUCAAAUUUACUUUGCAUGACAAGGUAAAGCCCCCCCCCCUCCCCUUCUUUUGUCCCCAAUCAUGUUGAUUGAAGGGCCCAUUCAAUCUUUUCCCUUUGACUUUCUCAAAGGGAUAUAGUCCGAUACACAAUGUUCUCAUUACGAUAAGCUUUUAUUUCUGUAGUGUUAAUCCAUUACUCCUCGUUAGCUCUAAGGGUUUUAAUUUUCCUUAUCUUUACCUUUUACUAAACCAAUUAUGUUGAAAUGUUUUGAAAAUGAUUGUUACAGAUGACCUAGAUGUACAUUUAUUUCCUCCUGUAAAAUAAAACCAAUACACUUACAGUUACUAAAGAGAGA
Messenger RNA from Biomphalaria glabrata, 3865 nucleotides. RefSeq names its product phospholipid scramblase 2-like. Lineage: Eukaryota; Metazoa; Mollusca; Gastropoda; Planorbidae. The record is from RefSeq and is a predicted model, not a curated record. Gene Ontology annotation, cellular component: plasma membrane. Gene Ontology annotation, biological process: plasma membrane phospholipid scrambling. Gene Ontology annotation, molecular function: phospholipid scramblase activity. Bases 290 to 1348 code for a protein of 352 amino acids. The transcript has 11 exons.